Molecule: messenger RNA, 666 nt
Organism: Bacidia gigantensis
Lineage: Eukaryota; Fungi; Ascomycota; Lecanoromycetes; Lecanorales; Ramalinaceae
Exons: 4
Coding region: 1-666 (221 amino acids)
Cellular component (GO): nucleus; CHRAC
Molecular function (GO): protein heterodimerization activity
Source: RefSeq, a predicted model, not a curated record
AUGCCUUACAACAAUUCCGCGAUUGCUCCGAACGAAGAAAUCACUGGCGCAGCCACUCUCCCUCUGGCCCGAGUAAAGAAAAUUCUUGCGGUAGACGAAGAGAUUGGUGCAGUAUCUGCCAAUGCCUCUUUUGCCAUCACAAUCGCAACCGAAAUGUUUAUCCGCUACUUCGCAGAUCAAGCCAUGAACGUUGUGAAAUCGGAGAAGAAGCCUCGGAGAAAUAUCCAAUACCGAGAUCUUGCCAACGCCGUCAGCCGCAUAGACAACCUCUCUUUCCUUGAAGACAUCGUCCCAAGAACUACAACACUCAGAGAAUACAGAUCUCGAGCAGCUCAACCCAAAGCCCCAGCCAACGCUCCACCUCUCCAGAACGGACAGACCACCCUCGACGGAUCUUCGAGACGAAUCGCGCAGCGACCACCCCCACCAGAACAAGCUUUCAUUCCUCUACAACACCCAGAAGAAUCUUUUCUACACCCGCAUCCUCCCAUGGCGAUCGGCCAAAUGGAAGGACAGCAAUUGAAUGUUGCCCCGCCCAUGGAUCCGAGUCAAUCCAUACAGUACAACCCGCAGCAGUAUGUCUUUGAGCAUUAUGAGCCAAAUGGCAAUCCACGACCGGUGCCGUUGAGAAGGGACGAGGCAGGUGACAUUGAGAUGGGGCAAUGA